Molecule: messenger RNA, 4743 nt
Organism: Coffea arabica (coffee)
Lineage: Eukaryota; Viridiplantae; Streptophyta; Magnoliopsida; Gentianales; Rubiaceae
Molecular function (GO): RNA-DNA hybrid ribonuclease activity; nucleic acid binding
Source: RefSeq, a predicted model, not a curated record
AUGUCCCUGUCGAAAUGGACAAUUGAUUUUAAACCAGGAGCAGAGUCAUCAAUUGCACCAGUUUGGGUCAAUUUUCCGGGUCUUCCAUUGCCGUUUUUUGAAAAGCAAUUUUUGCUUAAGCUAGGUACCUUGCUUGGUCGUCCCUUGAAAGUGGAUGAAGCUACGGCUUCACUGAAGCGUCCAUCUGUUGCCCGUAUAUUGUUGGAGAUCGAUGUUUUGCAGUCUCCUAAAUCCAGGAUUUGGAUUGGAGAUGAUCAGUGGGGUUUUUGGCAGAAAAUUGAGUACGAAGGGUAUCCCGCUUAUUGUGGUUUUUGCUCGUUGAUUGGUCAUACAGAAUCUGUCUGUCAUCGCAAACAUCCGGAAUUGCGGCCGGUGCGUCGUUCUGGACCAUCAGCUACGCCACACGUCAGACAAGUUUUUCAACCUAAGGGGGUACCUGCUGUUGAGGAAUCUCCUCCUGUUGUGGAUCCUGGGCUUGUGGUAGCCAUGGGGGUAAAAGAGCCUGAAACUGGUAUUUGUGCGACAGAUGUUGUCAUCCCUGAGAUUCCACCACCGUCUGAUAACCCUGUUAGGGGAAAUUCUUCUUCAGCUAGUGUUCCUAUUCUUGUUCUCUCUAAUGCAUCUCGGGGGGCUGAGGCGGAUGCGCAGAAUUUUCUCACUCUUGUUCCCCAGGAAUCUUCUUCUCCGGCUAAGGCUUUAUCGGACAAUAUCCUCUCUUCUGAUGGGGAUGACCGUCUGUUGGCGUUGAGUUCGAGGGUUGGUAGAGAGAGGAAGAGAGAGAUUUCCUCUUCUCUCUCUCCUACACGGCAUCACGGUCAUGUUCGACUGGUGCGGGCUAAUUCUGAAGGCCGGUCGGGGGUGAAAGGUCUUUCCUUAGUUGAGCUUAAAAGUUUUCAGGAUCGGCUGCCCGGCAGAAUCCAAGCAUCUAAGCUUUGUUGCGAUCCGGUCGCUACGGGAGUUUCUCUGGAUGAUGCCGACUCUCAUUUGCUGCAACAGUUGAUUCAAGGCCACAAGGGUCGUAGUAGACAGUCCAGGAAACGAGAAGGGGACUACAACGUUGUUUCUUGCGCGGAGGAAAGGAUUGGAGGAUCUGCUCCCAAUAUUCGUGAUUUGGAGGAAUUCAACUCUGCUUUACAUCGGAGUGGGCUAUUCCCAGUUCAAUUCGAUGGGUCUGCGUACACAUGGACCAAUGGUCGCAUGUGGCAGCGUCUCGAUCGAGCGGUCGUUAAUGGCGUUUGGCUGUCUGAUGUAGAGAUGACUCGAGUAGCUCAUCUUCAACGAGGGCGGUCUGAUCAUUGUCCGUUGUUGAUCAGGGGAGGAAGUACGUCAACUAGGCGCUCUUCAUUCCGGUUUCUUAAUGUCUGGCAAGGUCAUUCCAGUUUUCAAACAACAGUGAAGUCUGCGUGGGCUCAGACUGUGUCUGGAGUGGGAAUGCAGAAAUUCUUUAAUAAGUUGCAGGUGGUUAAACGAGUUUUAUCUCGAUGGAAUGGGCGGGUCUUUGGGAAUGUCUCUCAAAGGGUCCAAGUGGCAGCGGAUAAUUUAUUGGCCAAGGAAAUUUUGUAUGACCAGAAUAGAGAUACGCUGUCGAGGAUGGCAGUCCACGAGGCAAGGGCAGUUCAUUCUCGGGAGCUUGCGUUGGAAUGUGAAUUCUGGAGACAAAAGGCAGCGAUCAAGUGGAUCAAAGAGGGCGACGCUAAUACAUCCUUUUUCCAUGCAGCAGUUAAGCAGAAACGCAGCUCUAAUUUUAUUUCACGCAUUAGGGGUAACGGGGAUUGUUGGUUUGAUAGUAUUGAUGAUAUUAAGCUGUCGGCGGGUGAUUUUUUCUCCUCUUUGUUCACGGCCGACCGCGCUGCUUGUUCUGGCAGCAGACCGUCUAUUGAUCUGCCCAAGCUUACGCAGGAAGACAAUGACUUGCUGCUGAAAUCACCAUCGGUAGAAGAAGUUCAUAAGGUAAUUUGCUCCCUGGACCCUCAGAGUGCUGCGGGCCCUGACGGGUUUGGAGGGGGCUUUUAUCAAAGUUGCUGGGAGUGUAUCAAGGAUGACUUCAUGGAUGCGGUGAAGGAUUUCUUCGCUGGUGCAACAAUGCCUCGUGGGUUUUCAAGUACCACGAUCACAUUGCUGCCUAAAAAGGAGGGUGCGUGUGAGUGGAAAGAUUUCCGACCAAUAAGCUUAUCCAAUGUUAGCUCGAAGAUCAUUUCUAAGAUUUUGUCGACCCGCAUUAAUCAGUUUCUUCCUAAGUUGAUUUUAGAGUUUCAGACUGGCUUUAUACCGGGUAGGGGAAUACAGGAUAAUGUUCUCCUCGCACAGGAAUUAAUCCUGGAUUUGGACAAGAAAUUGCGUCACCCUAACGUAAUAUUGAAAUUGGAUAUGGAGAAGGCUUAUGACAGGGUGGAAUGGGGGUUUUUAUUAUACAUGCUUCGUGAAUUCGGCUUUAAGGAGGGUGUGGUAGAUCUGAUUUUUCGUUUAAUAUCCAAUGUGUGGUUUUCUGUGUUGGUUAAUGGGGAGCUCACGAGUGUUUUCAAGUCGACUAGAGGGGUUCGUCAGGGGGAUCCUCUAUCUUCCACUCUUUUCCUUUUUGUAUCUGAAUUUCUUGGCCGGGGCCUCCAGCAGCUGUUUACAAACACCCCGGGUUUUAGAUUUUUGUCUAAGGGAGGGCUGGUCCCGUUCCUUGCGUUUGCCGAUGACAUGGUUAAUUUUACGCGGGCAUCGUCUGAAUGUCUGCUGGCUGUGUCGUCCCUUCUUCGACAAUAUGAAAUUCUUUCGGGCCAAAAAAUUAAUCUCUCCAAGAGUCGUUUCCUUUGUUCGUCGAAGCUUCCUUCGGAGAUUAUCACCUUAAUUCAGCAAGUUACGGGAUUUCAAGAGCAGUCUUGGCCUGUGAAAUAUUUGGGAGUUCCACUUAUUCGUGGUCGUAAGAAAAGUAUCUUUUUUGAUGGAGUUUUUGCUUCUGUUCGAGCAAAGCUGCAUCAUUGGAGCUCCCGGUUUCUUUCUGCGGGGGGGAAGCUCAUCUUGCUUCGUCAUGUGUUGAACUCAAUGCCUCUCUAUCUGUUGCAGGUUUCUAAACCACCUAAGGGGGUUUUUCUUAGGUUAGGCAGGCUGUUUAAUGCGUUCUUGUGGGAUGGCAAGGAUGGUAGACGGAUUCAUUGGUCGUCCUGGGAGAAAUUAUGUUUCCCUGUUGAAGAAGGGGGGUUGGGUUUUCGAUCUCUGUUGGACUUAGAGAAGGCUUUUGCAAUGAAAUUAUGGUGGAGAAUUCGACAAAAGAGUUCUCCGUGGGCAAUCUUUAUGCAUCGCAAGUAUAUUGGCGGUCAGCAUCCUUUCUUGGCAGCGGCUGGCGUUGGGUCGGCAACAUGGAAGCGGGUCUGCUCGGUUCGGGCUAUAGCUGAAGAUAAUAUUCGUUGGCGUCUUGGCGAGGGGUUCAUCGAUUUAUGGCAUGAUCGAUGGCUCCUCGAUGAACCGCUUAGCAGGCAGUUUGAUGGGGCGCCUCCUCAUUGCUUAGUAGCUGAGUUUUAUAGCUCUACGGGGUGGAAUUUUCAACGGCUCCUCCAGGUUCUUCCUCGAUCUGUUGUUAAUAAUAUUUCACGAACAAUUGUUGAUCCGGCUCUUAAGGACGAAUUGGUUUGGGCUCCUUCGGCGGAUGGUACGUUCUCUGUGUCAUCAGCCUGGGAGUUAAUUAGACAGCGGCGUAACCUGUCCUUGGUUUGGCGUGGAAUUUGGUGUCCAUUGCUGCCUUUAAAAAUGUCUUACCUAGCUUGGAGGGUUUUGGCUGAAUUUCUUCCGCUGGACGACCAGCUCCGUUCUAGAGGAUUUUCUUUGGUUUCCAAAUGCGACUGUUGUGGUGAUUCAGCGGAGUCUUUGCAUCAUAUUUUUUUGCAGGGCAGAUUAGCAAGCGCUGUUUGGCAGCAUUUCUUCCUGGCUUGCGGAAUCCCGUGGGGAUCAUUCUCAUGCGUUUCUUCGCUGCUGGUGGUGUGGUUUCAAUCUUCUGGGAAUGGGCGGCUGAAUCAUGUUCGGUGUGCUAUACCAGUUGUAGUGCUGUGGUUUCUGUGGCGUAGUAGGAAUGAUGCUCGGUUUGGAAAUAUUCCCUCGGCCUAUUCUAAAGUUAUUUUCGAUGUCAAUGGGUGGUUGGUUGCUACGGGGGCUGCACGCAUGUUAAACAGAUUUCAGUUGGAGGGGGAUACAGAUACGUAUUUUGCUCGGUACUUUCGGAUCAAACCGGGUAAAUCAUUACGGCCGAAGGCUAUAUCAUGGAUGAAGCCUCCUCGGGGGUCAAUCAAGCUGAACACCGACGCAAGUGUGACUAAUGGGUUGGCAAAAGGCGGUGGAGUGAUACGCGAUUUUGAAGGGAAGAUGCUUGGUGCUUUUUAUAAAGAGUUUGGAGAAUGUGAAGUGGUUCAUGCGGAGGGAUUAGCUUUGUUGACUGGGCUACAGUGGUGUGUUGAGACAGGGUUGUCAGGUAUUUUAGUGGAAGUGGAUUCUCUAGCAUUGGCACGGCUGGUUACUAGUCAAUCGGUUGGUAAGUGGCCGUUGUGUAGCGUCUUAAGUCAAAUUCGUCUGUUGCUCGGUAAGGUGAAUGGGGCCAUUUCGCAUAUUUAUCAUGAGGCGAAUGCCGUGGCAGACAGCUUAGCGGCGUUAUCUCUGGAGAGUUCAUGGGUUACUUUCCAAUCUCAUCAGCAGCUGCCAAGUAGAGCUCGGUCAUUGAUUCAUUUGGAUGCAAUAGGUUAUCCAUAUAUUCGCAAUGUUAAUUGUUAG